UCUCUAGGCUCUGUUUUGGAUAUUAUAAAGCACAUUGUGGCCAAAGGAGAACACAAGACUGGUGUCCUGGAUGAACCCUGUAUAGCCACAAUCCUUAAGGAGGUGCUGGAGGGGCUGGACUACCUGCAUAAAAAUGGACAAAUCCACAGGGAUGUGAAAGCAGGAAAUAUUCUUCUUGGAGAAGAUGGAUCAGUGCAAAUUGCAGACUUUGGCGUUAGCGCAUUUCUGGCCACUGGUGGUGACAUUACCAGAAAUAAAGUCAGGAAAACUUUUGUGGGCACACCUUGCUGGAUGGCACCAGAAGUUAUGGAACAGGUCAGAGGAUACGAUUUCAAGGCAGACAUUUGGAGCUUUGGGAUCACUGCUAUCGAACUGGCUACAGGGGCAGCUCCUUACCAUAAAUCCCCGCCAAUGAAGGUUUUGAUGCUGACGCUACAAAAUGAUCCUCCAUCUCUGGAAACCGGUGUGCAAGAUAAGGAGAUGCUGAAGAAGUAUGGAAAAUCAUUUAGGAAAAUGAUUUCGUUGUGCCUACAAAAAGACCCUGAAAAAAGACCGACAGCAGCAGAGCUCUUAAGACACAAAUUUUUCACGAAAGCAAAGAAUAAAGAAUUUUUACAAGAGAAGAUGUUGCAGAGAGCCCCAACAAUCACUGAAAGAUCUAAAAAGGUCCGGAGAGUCCCGGGUUCCAGCGGACGUCUUCAUAAGACUGAAGAUGGUGGCUGGGAAUGGAGUGAUGAUGAACUAGAUGAAGAAAGUGAGGAAGGCAGAGCAGCAAUUUCACAGCUCAGGUCUCCCAGAGUGAAAGAACCUGUACAGAAUUCCGAGCUGUUCCCAUCAGCUGAGCCUCCAGGUCCUUCACUCAAUGCUCCAGCACAGGCACCUACUCAACUACCUCAGGCUGCAGCACAAGUACCUGCACAACCUCCAACUGCUGUACCUCCACCCAGUCAGGCUCCUCCAGCAGCCCCAGCAGCAGCCCAG
Molecule: messenger RNA, 981 nt
Organism: Pterocles gutturalis (yellow-throated sandgrouse)
Lineage: Eukaryota; Metazoa; Chordata; Aves; Pterocliformes; Pteroclidae
Product: serine/threonine-protein kinase OSR1-like
Exons: 10
Biological process (GO): protein phosphorylation
Molecular function (GO): protein kinase activity; ATP binding
Source: RefSeq, a predicted model, not a curated record